AUGUUCGUUAUUAAUUCAGAUAUUAAACAUAUUAUUAAUACACGUUUACAAGAUUUGUUUACUACCUCUCUUAAGAAACGACGCGAACAAGAUUACAUCACUUUAACUUCUCGUUUCACUUCUGUAUCCAAAACUACAACUUUAUCUCAUAUUACUACAUAUCACGAUAAUCAAGAUAUUAUCAUUUUCGGAUCAAUCUUUUGUGUAAUAAUCUCAUUAAUCUCUUUAAUCACAUUUUUAAUUAUUUGCAUGCUUCGUCAUAAAUCAAUUUCUUGUUCAAUUUUAUCUCUACGGGGAGGGAAAAGAAAUCCGAUUACUAAUGAUUCAUUUUCGAAUCAACAACAUAAAAAUGCAAAUACUUCAUUAAAUCCUAUAAAUGUUGAUUCGAAUUGUAAUCUACAAGAAUAUAAACCGAAAUUGAAACCUUUACUUUUAGUAAUAAAACAUCAAGAUUAUCUUAAUAAAAAAGAGGAGAGGAGAAUUUCUUAUCGUCAAAGAUUUGAUACCUACCAACAAGAAAAUGUUAGAACUACUCUUCGAGAAAAUAAUUUUCAAGUUGAGAAUAAUAAACGAAAUGUUAGGGUGAGAUUUAAUGAAGUAGUAAAAGUAAUCGAUAAUAAAUCAAGGUUGAAAAUAAGAAGAUUUGAGCGAAACAUUGACAAAAUCUAA
Molecule: messenger RNA, 669 nt
Organism: Rhizophagus irregularis DAOM 181602=DAOM 197198
Lineage: Eukaryota; Fungi; Glomeromycota; Glomeromycetes; Glomerales; Glomeraceae
Source: RefSeq, a predicted model, not a curated record